This is a messenger RNA of Nylanderia fulva, 801 nucleotides long. Lineage: Eukaryota; Metazoa; Arthropoda; Insecta; Hymenoptera; Formicidae. The record is from RefSeq and is a predicted model, not a curated record.
AUGAUUAACGACAGUCUGCAUCCAUACAAGAAACUGGAAUUUAUCUAUCUACGUGACAAUUUCAUCUAUCUAAUCGAAGAGGCAGCCUUUGCCAAUCAGCCUUACCUGCAGGUGCUGGAUCUCAGGAACAACCAUAUCAAAUUUCUGCCCAAAGUCUCUUCCAAUUACGUAUUAUCAUACGCUCUAUCUCGGCCACAACAGCUCUACAAUUCCAUGUUCAAAGUGAAUGUCACCUCGCCUCUCAGAAUACUGCAGCUGUCCGAUAACAGACUAAACGUGAUCCCGAACAUAGGACUCCAGCCGACCCUAAUUAAUCUGAAUCUGUCCGACAACGAAAUCACCUCGAUCAGCACCGAGGAUCUGGCGCCGUUCUGCUCGCUAAAUGAUCUCGAUCUGACCUGGAAUGAUAUCAAAUUCAACGCGGGCAGCUGCGAUUGUCAGACGUUUAAUGCCUGGGUAAAGCUGCGGCAGAUCAAGAUGAAGUCCAAACUUUACAAAUGCACCAAUUCAUCGGCUCUAAACAAGACCUGCGCCAACGUGAGUUUCAGCAAUCGGACGUACGAACUGUUUAACGAGUGUUUGGCCAUGAUACAGCAGAAGAUGGAGCCCGAGAAACCUCGAUCGGUUUGGUUAAUCUUCGCCCAGUGUGUCUCAGUAUUCCUCUUCAUCGUCUUUGUGACGUUGUUUUGCGUGUACAAUUGGAAUCGUAAACAGCGCAGGAAACAACAAGAGCAGCUAACGAUGAUCUACAACACCGAGCUGAACACCGAGCUGCUCCAACAGCAACCUGACGAUAAUUAG